AAUGUCUAAAUCUCAGUCUCCACUGGGAACGUUUGUGCCGGGGAAGGGGGUUCUAGCCGGACUGUUAUAGAAGGGUGGACGAAAAAAAUUGGUGCUUCCUCUAACGGCUUCCCAUCUGCGUCCCCUAUUCGGUUUAGGAUCGGGACUCGGCCAGUGAUGAUCAGCCACACCUCCUUGCAGGACUCCAUGGACGGGGAUGAGAAGGAGACGGAUGUGGAGAUAGAGGAGCAGCAGCAGACGGACGCUUUCUACAGCCUGUACCGCAGGCACAGGUCAGGCCCAGCUGGGGAGGUGCGGCCUUCAUCCUCGGCCUCUCGCAGCAAAGAGCGGCCGCCAGCGCUUCCCUCCACCCUCCCCCUACACGGACGGUCUCUGCAGCUAGGAGAUGAAGGUGACAGAAGAAAUGAGUCGUCAGAAACAUGCUCCAAGGAUACAGUGUCUGAGGAGGACUUCAGCCUCUGUUUAUUGGCAUCUAACUUGUCUGUUGUAGCUGAGUCAGAGCUUCGAGCGUUCAUUGCUAAACGCCUCAGUAAAGGGGCUCUUUUAAGCAGAAUGGGCACUAUAGCAACUGUGGAUUUGAGCAUAGCUGAGCAGGCUGUCGCUUGUUACUACUGUCUCGUCCAGCCGGAUCAGCCCCCAAACCCAGAAAGUAACAGACCGGAGUCAAAAACUGUGGUCACUGAUUACAUUCUCUGCUUUCUGGGUAGUACAGAGAAGAGCCUUGAACUAUAUCCUUCAAAGGAGCAGCUACUGAUGGUUCUGCAAGUCUGUCCCAUAAGUAACUGAGCUCUGUGUUUCAGG
Molecule: messenger RNA, 801 nt
Organism: Rhincodon typus (whale shark)
Lineage: Eukaryota; Metazoa; Chordata; Chondrichthyes; Orectolobiformes; Rhincodontidae
Product: protein Njmu-R1-like
Exons: 4
Coding region: 157-786 (209 amino acids)
Cellular component (GO): trans-Golgi network
Source: RefSeq, a predicted model, not a curated record